UCUGCGCAGGCGCGGCAGGUCGAGCGGGCGCGGCGCGAUGCCGGGCAGGCACGUUUUGCGUGUCCGAGCCUUGUAUAAGCGAAUCUUGCAGCUCCACCGGGCUCUGCCCCCGGACCUCAAAGCCUUGGGCGAUCAGUACGUGAAGGACGAGUUUAGGAGACAUAAGACUGUUGGUUCUGGCGAGGCCCAGCGCUUCUUGCAGGAAUGGGAGGCCUAUGCAGCGGUGUUACAGCAACAAGCUAAGGACAGCAGACAUAGUUCAACAGGAAUAGCUUGUUUCGGCACCUCUCUCCCAGAAGAAAAACUCAAUGACUUUCGUGAUGAGCAGAUUGGACAGUUGCAAGAGCUGAUGCAGGAGGCUACUAAACCCAAUCGGCAGUUUAGUAUCACUGAGUCAACGAAACCUAAAUUGUGAUACAUAAAUCUUAAUGAAGCAUGUUAAAUUUAUAACCUUAUACCUCGCCUCUCAUUGGCUCUUUAAGACAUAUCACUGCCGCUUUAGUGGAAUAGUAUCUUAUUUUUGGACAGUCUGAAUGAUUCAUUGAUCAAGAUCACAAGGGGUACACUCUGCUGUCACUGGAAUAAUGUAUUUGCUGUGUGGAAUGUAAUUUUGUGGAAUUUAAAUUUUGAACUAAAAGGUGUAAAGAAGAACACACUUUGGAAUUGUACUGAAAAUUUCUCUUUUGUAUAGGAAUGUUUUAAAUUCUGUUCCCAUCAAGCAUUAGCUCAUGGUUUGUUUUUAGUUUCAUCAGUUCAAUAAAUAAAUCAUGAUACCGGUA
Messenger RNA from Microtus ochrogaster (prairie vole), 779 nucleotides. RefSeq names its product succinate dehydrogenase complex assembly factor 3 (gene Sdhaf3). Gene Ontology annotation, biological process: mitochondrial respiratory chain complex II assembly; succinate metabolic process. Gene Ontology annotation, cellular component: mitochondrial intermembrane space; mitochondrion. The record is from RefSeq and is a predicted model, not a curated record. NCBI's taxonomy places the organism in Eukaryota, Metazoa, Chordata, Mammalia, Rodentia, Cricetidae.